Acomys russatus (golden spiny mouse) is the source of this 952-nucleotide messenger RNA. RefSeq names its product coiled-coil domain containing 103 (gene Dnaaf19). The coding region runs from base 112 to 834 and encodes 240 amino acids. Gene Ontology annotation, cellular component: outer dynein arm. Lineage: Eukaryota; Metazoa; Chordata; Mammalia; Rodentia; Muridae. The transcript is spliced from 4 exons. Gene Ontology annotation, biological process: inner dynein arm assembly; epithelial cilium movement involved in extracellular fluid movement; determination of left/right symmetry. The record is from RefSeq and is a predicted model, not a curated record.
GUGCACUAAGGUGUUCGAACAGAUCCCGGACUUGCCCGAAAAGAAAGCAAAGCAAGGGAUCCAAGACUGGGGCUGCUGAGUGAGGGUCUACGGACAGAGCCUUCUUUAGCCAUGGAAAAGAGUGAUGUAAUCAACUUCAAGGCCUUGGAGAAAGAGCUGCAGGCUGCACUUGCUGCUGACGAGAAAUACAAAAGAGAGAACGAUGCCAAGCUGCGAGCAGUUGAGCAAAGGGUGCCUUCCUAUGAGGACUUCAGAGGCAUUGUCCUUGCAUCACACCUGAAACCUCUGGAACAGAAGGACAAGGUGGGAGGAAAGAGAAUUGUGCCUUGGAACUGUCACACUACUCAAGACAGAACUUUUCAAGAUGUGACCACUGAAAUACCCCAGGAGCAAGCACCCUUCCAGCCCCAGACCUCUGCAGAAUUUUACCGUGAUUGGCGGCGCCACUUAAGAAGUGGACCGGAGCGCUACCAAGCCCUGCUUCAGCUUGGGGGUCCCAAGCUGGGCGACCUCUUCCAGAUGGAUGUGGGUUUUGGACUUCUCGGGGAGCUGCUGGUGGCACUGGCUGAACACUUUAGGCUUAGCGACCGGGCGGCAGUUCUGGAGAUUCUGCAGAGCUUGGCUAACACUGGGCGAUUCGCCUUGAACCUGAGCCUGCUGAAUGGUGCCGAGCGAGCGAGCUGCCUGCGCUUGUUUCAGAAGUUGCAGGCCAGUGGCAUGGAGGAGCCAUCUGCGGGACUCCAGGGAGAGGAAAGGCCCCUACAAGAGCUGCUAGAGCUGUACGGGGGUGCAUUGAUAGGACAGGCUGCCCUCAGUGGUCUUCCAAAGGAUUAAAAAACAAAACAACAACUUGUUUUACUUUAUGUCUAUGAGUGUUUUGCCUGUGUGUAUGUAUGUCCACCAUGUGGGUGCCCAGUGUCUGAGGAAGCCAGAAAGGGAGCCACUGAAAGUG